AUGUCCGCUCCCACGUCGGGCUUGAAUCCGACGGCGAGUUCAUGGGCACCCCAGGCAUCCAGCCCAGGUGCUUCAACGGCAAGCCCAGUCGCGCAAGGUACAACACAGGGUGUCAGCCACCAAUUGCCGUCGCAGCCUCCGCAGGUCUCACAGCAAGACGGCGUAGAGUCACGUCAAGGUGCCGCCCGUGGACGGAGACAGCGUCCUCCAAAUGACGCUGGACGGGGACGUGGCAGUCGGCCGCCCAUCCAACAGAACCGGCCCGUAGUCCAGCAGCGUCCUCCUGCUCUGACUCAACAGCCGAUCCAACAGCAGGCCCAGCAGGAGGCCCAGCAAGAGUCCCAACUGCCCGAGCGGGGACGGGGAGGUCGCGGUGGACGGGGAGGAGCAGCCCGUGGUGGGCGUGGUGGACGGGGCAGAGGCUCGUUGAUAGCACCGCCGCGCAUGUUUGGUGACCAGCUAUCUGGACCACAGGCUCCAGCAAACGGACACGAGACGCCACAGGCACAACCACACCUGUCGCGCCGCGCUCUGGCACGUGCUGCACGUGCGGCUGAUCAGGCAGCACGUCCGCCCGACCUGGAAACAGAGGGCUCCGCCGCCGGCUCGGUCUCGAGCUACGGAGCUCCCAGGGUGCCGCCGUCGACCGCGCCUGACCUGCCCACACGCAUGCACGAGGACAUUGACUCGGGCAACUACGACUGCCCAAUCUGCCUCAACGCCGUGACGCGCGGCUCCAAGAUCUGGGCAUGCUCCAUGUGCUACCACGUGGCGCACUACACGUGCGUGUCGGCGUGGGUAAAGCAGGCGCUGAACCAGGGCCUUGCCCUCGAGAAGAUCCGCUGCCCGGCAUGCAAUACCGAGGCAGCGGCGGCGGCCGUUGACAUUACAGUCCCACGCGGAAAUGACAACGGCAGCGGGACCGGCGGUUUCUUUGGCCGCAAGCUGUGCUGGUGCGGCAAGCAGAAGACGGCCGGCGUGGCACCUGCCGCUCUGGCCCCGCACUCGUGCGGCCGAAUCUGUGGCCGCGCGCGUGCCGACUGCCACCACACGUGCCCGAGCCCCUGCCAUGCCGGCCCCUGCCCUCCCUGCCCUGAGAUGGGUCCGCUCGUGACGUGCUUCUGCGGCAAGGAAACAUCGACCAAGCCGUGUGCCGCAGGUGUCCAGCGGUCAUGGACCUGUGGUGCGAUCUGCGACAACACCCUCGCCUGCCGCAUGCACAAGUGUCAGAGGACCUGUCAUCCGGACGACUGCGGUGCGUGCACGGUGCCCCUGGCGUCCACCUGUUUCUGUGGCAAGACACGACAGGACAUCCCCUGCAAGGCCCGCGAGCCCGCACAGUCGUCGGCCAACUACGGCCAGCUGGUGUACGGCGGCACGAGCAUGUCUUCGUUUGAAGGCACCUUCCGCUGCGACACUGUCUGCGGCCGCGCGUUUGACUGUGGCAAGCACUUUUGCAAGAAGCCGUGCCAUGCCCAGGACGCGACGCCGACACACUGCCCGGCCUCGCCCGAAGUCAUCACGCACUGCCUCUGCGGAAAGACGCUGCUUGGCUCGGCUGGUGGGGAUGAUGCCAGUCCGGCCCGCACGUCGUGUGAAGACCCGAUUCCGGCCUGCGACAAGGUCUGUGGCAAGGCCCUGGACUGUGGCCACAGCUGUCCUGCGACCUGCCAUGCGGGCGCCUGUCCCCCUUGUGCAAUGGUUGUCAAUGCGUCCUGCGCAUGUGGCCAGAUGUCGUCGCCCGUCGUCUGCAGCGACCGCGCCGCGCGCGACGACGUGCAGUGCGAGACCGUCUGCCGCUCCUGGCUCAGCUGUCGGCAGCACCGCUGCAAUAUUGUCUGCUGUCCGGGUAAGCCCAAGGCCGCGGCGCGCAUGAAACAGCCCAAAGGGCGCAAUGCUGCUCGGGGCUCCGCGGCACAAGACGAAAUCGAGGCUGAGCAUACCUGUCUGCGCCCGUGCGGCCGACUCCUCAAGUGCGGCCAGCACACCUGCCCACAGGUCUGCCACAAGGGCGCCUGCCACUCGUGUGUCGCAUAUGUUCUAGAGGAUAUGAGCUGUCCCUGCGGCCAGACAGUCGUGUCGGCGCCCUACUUGUGUGGCACUGUGCUGCCAGCCUGCGACGCGGACUGCCCGCGACCACUGCCUUGUGGCCAUCCCUCGAUUCCUCACCGCUGCCACGACAGCCAACAGCAGCCUUGUCCGCGCUGCCAGCGUCUCGUUUCCAAGUCGUGCCUCUGCGGCAAGCUGGUCCUCAACCGCGUGGCCUGUGGCGCCGAUAACAUCCAAUGUAGCAACAUAUGUGGCAAAACACUCAAGUGUGGCGUGCAUGCCUGUAGGCUACCGUGCCAUGCCAAAGGCAAAUGCGAAGACACGACCGAGGUGGACGGAGACAGCGCUGUCUGCAGCCAAGUCUGUGGCCGGCCCAAGGCCACCUGUGGCCAUCCGUGCGCCAAUCCAUGCCACGGCGCAGACGACGUCUGCAGCGAAGUCGAACCCUGCGGCGCCGCCGUCGAGGUCACCUGCCCCUGCCAGCGCCAGACGCGCAAAGUGCGCUGCAACGUGUGCACUGCAGACCCGACGCCGACCCACCGCCGCCCCGAGUGUGACGACGAGUGUCUGCGUAUCCAACGGAAUGCCCAGCUCAAGGACGCCUUGCGCAUAUCCGACGACUACAAGGACGAGCACCUGGUAUACUCGACUGCCCUGAUGGAGUACUUUAUGGCGAACCGCGACUUUGCGACCGCCCAAGAGGACAAGAUUCGCGCGUUUUUUACCUCGACGCCGUCGACGCCUGCAGAGCCAUCCGGAUCCGUGGCAGUGAGUGGUGCCGACAAGGCGUGCAUCUUCAAGCCCAUGAAACGACAUGAGCGCCAGUUUUUACACAUGUUGGCCGAAAGCUUCAAUCUGCGCAGCGAGAGCCGUGACGUGGAGCCGCACCGCUACGUGUUCUUGACCCGCCCUCGCACUGGGACGCCGGCCGUGCCAGACAUCUCGCUGGCCGAGAGCGAGGAGAUCUACCUGCACCUUCGUGACAAGGCCGAGGCCGAGGAAGCGGAGCGUGAGGCUGAAGUGGCCUUGGCAGCGUCUCUCAAAGCCAAGGAGGCGGCACAGGAAGCGGCCCUAGACGACGCGUUCCGCCCCGCCGAGCGCAGGCGGCCCUACAACGCCAUCUUUGUGCCCGCUGCCUUGGCUGCGGCAGUGACGGCCGAGAACAGCGACAAAAGCAGCAACAUCAACAACGCCGACACCGCCACCAUCCUCGACAACGACGCCUUUCAGACAAUUGUCGAAGCCUGGCACGAGCAGCAGCAGCAAGAGAGACGGUGGGCGCCCUCGUCUGGUCUCGGCUCUUCGACGUCGCCCAUGGUCGCGGCUGCGCUCCACCAGCAUACCGUCCAGCCCAGCGGUGAUGUCAUCCUGCGCGUGCUCAUCCCGGCGGCGGCACCGGCCGUCGUGCAGCAGCUGCUCCUCUUUUUGCUCUCGUACAUGAACGCCUGGUGGUCGCCCGAUACCGGCAGCAGCAAGGAGAACCGGCCCGCCCUGUGCCAUGUCGACGCCCAGUACAACAUUCUUCGUCGAGGGACGAAGCAGACAGCAGCUGGCAGCAACAACGCCAACACCAUCUGGGACGACGACGACGACAACGACGACGAUAACAACGACGACCAGUGGAACAUUGUCGCAGGGACCUCGUCCGCUAGUCGGCAGGCCGCCACGCCUGUGAACAAUAGCGCCUCCGACACCUCCGGCCCAGAGCGGCUCCCGUCGGCCAAGCGGGUAGUGUUCAAGCUGCGCCAGAAGCAAAAGACGGCGAGUAUGAUGACGACCGCGGCUGCGCAGGCAGAGCGCAAGCGGUGGUUGGCCAUCCUGGCGCAACAAGCAACGGACGAGGAGAAGGCGGGCGAAACGGACAAGACGGACAAGACGGCCGCGGGUGAGGAACAGGAAACCGACGACGAGACGCAAAAGGUCGUGUUGCCGCACGGUGACGAAACGAAAGAGCGCGAGGAAACGGAGGAGCUGCGCACCGCACUCGAGCGUGCCCUUUUGGCGGAUGAAUCAACGUCUUCCUCAUAA
Messenger RNA from Sporothrix schenckii 1099-18, 4077 nucleotides. Its product is annotated as transcriptional repressor NF-X1. Gene Ontology annotation, cellular component: nucleus. The record is from RefSeq and is a predicted model, not a curated record. The transcript has a single exon. NCBI's taxonomy places the organism in Eukaryota, Fungi, Ascomycota, Sordariomycetes, Ophiostomatales, Ophiostomataceae. Gene Ontology annotation, biological process: negative regulation of transcription by RNA polymerase II. Gene Ontology annotation, molecular function: zinc ion binding; RNA polymerase II transcription regulatory region sequence-specific DNA binding; DNA-binding transcription factor activity, RNA polymerase II-specific. The coding region runs from base 1 to 4077 and encodes 1358 amino acids.